CAUACUUUGUUUUUGAAGUAUUAUGUUCUAAAGAUUUGUUUCACUCUCAGGGUUACAGGACCGGCUACACUUACCGGCACCCCAUUGUGCGGGAGAAGCCGCGGCACAAGAGUGAAGUUGAGAUCCCUGCCACGGUCACGGCAUUCAUGUUCGAUGACGACGAAGCUCCACGUUUUCCUCUUAAGCUCCUGCAGCAGAGACAGCAGAGAGAGAAGACUCGCUGGCUCAAUUCACCCAACUGCUACAUGAAGGUGAAUGUGUCAGACAGGAUGAACGAGGAGAAUGGACGCACCAGGACCAUGUGGAUGAAGUCCGAUGAUGGUGGAAGCACCAGCGGGACUCCGAUCCGAAUCGAAGAUCCCAACCAGUUUGUUCCUCUGAACACAAACCCCAAUGAAGUCCUAGAGAAGAGAAAUAAGAUUCGUGAACAGAACCGGUUCGACAUGAUGACAGCCGGGCCACAGUCUCAACGUCUGGCAGGGAUUGUGGUGGAGAGACCACCAGGACAGUCACCGGUCCAGGUAAAAUCCCAGGAAGUUUUGUUUGUUGCCGUUCUCAUUUUUAAAAUGUGUGCAUGACUCACAUCGGAAUCUUGUAGUUUUGGAUUUGCAGUGUUCUCAUUUCUUAUUUUUAUGUUUUAGGAUUUUUUGGGGGUUGGGGGUAACAUUUUCUAUGAAGCCUGUAUU
Messenger RNA from Puntigrus tetrazona (Sumatra barb), 686 nucleotides. Its product is annotated as gamma-adducin-like. The coding region runs from base 147 to 578 and encodes 143 amino acids. The record is from RefSeq and is a predicted model, not a curated record. The transcript is spliced from 4 exons. Lineage: Eukaryota; Metazoa; Chordata; Actinopteri; Cypriniformes; Cyprinidae. Gene Ontology annotation, cellular component: plasma membrane; cytoskeleton; postsynaptic density. Gene Ontology annotation, molecular function: actin filament binding. Gene Ontology annotation, biological process: barbed-end actin filament capping.